Messenger RNA from Adineta ricciae, 2046 nucleotides. NCBI's taxonomy places the organism in Eukaryota, Metazoa, Rotifera, Eurotatoria, Adinetida, Adinetidae. The record is from the annotation of a GenBank genome assembly.
AUGUGUACUACAUUUUUACUACUAAUAUUCCCACUUCUUCCCCGUGCUUCGAAUGCGCAUUUCGGACCAAAGCAUAUAAGAGAACCAUCGUCUCCUUUCUACAACACUGUUCGCAAUGUUCACGUACCAUUGGAAUAUGAUUGUGCUCUUCGUGAUUUUACCAUUGAAAUGGUAAACUACAUUGCACCAACAUCUUUCAAAGCCAACUGGACAACUCUCGCACAAAGCGCUCUGCAAAUCAAUCAAUGUCACAACACAUCACACUCUUUUCAUUCACCACUACUACUACCAACAUCUGCAUCAACGAACGCCAACAAACUCAAAACAUCCUGUCAUCACUCCAUCUUUGUUCACCAUUCACAAGGAAACGACGCAUUUCAUGGAUCCUUUCAGCAACCCAUGAAAACCAUUCAAGCUGCGCUUCAUCGAGCUCGUCUUCAUCGUCAAAACACUCAAACAACACUCUGCAUCAUCAUCCGAGCUGGCACUUACUAUCUCGGUACCAACGCCUCUGCAUCAACAACUUCCAGCCAACGAGGUGUCAUUGCACUGACGAGCAAUGACAGUAACAUCGUCAUUGAAAACUAUGAAGAUGAACGCGUUGUUCUGAGUGGUGGCACACUACUCGAUCUCAAAUGGUCAGUUCAUUCGAAGACAUCGACAGGUGCAAGCAUCAUGAAAGCACAGAUUCCAUCGUGGGUGAAUGUUGAUGAGUUCAAUGAGUUGUAUGUGGAUGAUCGACGAGCGAUUGUUGCCAAGUAUCCGAACGGUGAUCCAUCUACUCAAGGGCUGUAUGCAAAAGAUGCAGGGUUUUCGUAUGAUUCUCAAAGUUGGAUUGCACCAGUUCGCCGAUCGAGUGUUGAAAUUCACGUGGAAGAUCCCUACCGAAAUGGUACGGUGUUUCCUCAUUAUCAACUUGGUGUCGGUGGUGGUGCAUCAGUGUUUGAUCCACCGACGAACUUCUGGAGUACAGCAUCGCCUCCACAAGGUGACAAUUAUGUUGUUCCUCGUGGCCUAGUCGUCAAGGCCAAUGCUCUUCCUCAUCUCCCUCAGUGGUCGAACGCGUCCACUGGCUUCGUUCAUGCAUUCCACUCGGGCUACUGGGGUAGUUGGAUUUUUCAGAUUGCAUCGGCUAAUAGUUCACAGAAUACCAUCAUGUUCGGUCGAGGUGGUUUUCAAGAAGCGCGUGGCUCGAGCGCAGGUGGUGCAUUCUAUGUGUCGAAUGUCUUCGAAGAACUCGAUUCAGCAAACGAAUGGUUUCUGGACAAAAGUACUCGCACUCUCUACUUCAUGCCCAAUCAAAGCAUGCCCACCGUGUUCGUUGCCAGUCAAGUGCCGUGUAUUGUCUCAUCUGAUCUUUACACAAACAAGCAACACUUACAUGAGAGAGUACAUGAAACAAGUGAUCAUGGUCCAAUCAACACGUGGGCUCGUCAAGUGUAUUUAUCAGAUGGUGCAGAAGCAGGUGUGCCUUCCGUUUGGCAGCAUACAAGCUAUAUUCAUCACAACCUUCUCUUCAACAACUACCGUUCAGUGUGGCCAAUUGAUCACGAUGACGGUAGUUGCUUUUACGAAGACAGUUAUAAUUUUCAAGUUUAUGGUGGAAAGAAGAAUUAUUUAGGUCAUUCAAAGAUAGAUCAUCAUGAGAUUUAUGUCUAUUCGGAUUGUAGUAAUGGUGGUUUUGGUAGCAAUAACUGUCUGAACAAUUAUGGUGCUCAACGUGGGUCUAGCGGUUGGGAUGAAACUUGGAUUCAAAACACGUGCUUACUCUCCAACAGUACAAUACCUUACAACCUUGAUGGUUGCGAUACUGCCAAUCUCUAUGUGCCGUAUACAGCAUCGAACAAGAUUUAUAUACCAUCAACGAUUGAAGUCACUUUCAUUUGUAAAGUUAAUGGUACUCGUGCACAACUUAAUUUGCAACAAUGGCAGUCGUAUGGAUUAGAUCUAGGUACUACUGUUGAAUUCACGCCCGACGUGCAAACAAUUAUUGAAUGGGGUCGUCAGAUGUUACAGGGACAAGAACGUUUUCGAAACGAAAAUUAA